GCUGCGGCGGCGGCGGCGGCGGCGGCGGCGGUGGUUACUAUGGCGGAGUCGGCCGGAGCCUCAUUCUUCCUCCUUGUUGUUCUCCUGCUUGCCGGCAGCGGCGGGUCCGGGCCCCGGGGGAUCCAGGCUCUGCUCUGUGCGUGCACCAGCUGCUUACAGGCCAACUACACGUGUGAGACAGAUGGGGCCUGCAUGGUUUCCAUUUUCAACCUGGAUGGGAUGGAGCACCACGUGCGCACCUGCAUCCCCAAAGUGGAGCUGGUCCCCGCUGGGAAGCCCUUCUACUGCCUGAGCUCCGAGGAUCUGCGCAACACGCACUGCUGCUAUACUGACUUCUGCAACAAGAUCGACCUGAGGGUGCCCAGCGGUCACCUCAAGGAGCCUGAGCACCCCUCCAUGUGGGGCCCUGUGGAGCUGGUGGGCAUUAUUGCCGGCCCAGUGUUCCUCCUGUUUCUCAUCAUCAUCAUUGUUUUCCUUGUCAUUAACUAUCAUCAGCGCGUCUAUCACAACCGCCAGAGGCUGGACAUGGAGGACCCCUCGUGUGAGAUGUGUCUCUCCAAGGACAAGACGCUCCAGGAUCUCGUCUACGACCUCUCCACGUCGGGGUCUGGCUCAGGGUUACCCCUUUUUGUCCAGCGCACAGUGGCCCGAACCAUCGUUUUACAGGAGAUUAUUGGCAAGGGCCGGUUUGGAGAAGUUUGGCGCGGCCGCUGGAGGGGUGGUGAUGUGGCUGUGAAAAUAUUCUCUUCUCGUGAAGAGCGGUCUUGGUUCCGGGAAGCAGAGAUAUACCAGACAGUCAUGCUGCGCCAUGAAAACAUCCUUGGGUUUAUUGCUGCUGACAAUAAAGCAGGCUGCUCAUUCCUCACACUGCCGUGGCGGUUUGUAGUGGCCUCAGCUGCCCCCAGGCUGAAGAGACUUGACCUCUCACACAAGGGAGGAAGGGGAAGAGAGAAUUCCUUACUCACUCUGAAUAACGGCACCUGGACACAACUGUGGCUUGUCUCCGACUAUCAUGAGCACGGCUCCCUGUUUGACUAUCUAAACCGGUACACGGUGACCAUCGAGGGGAUGAUUAAGCUGGCCUUGUCUGCUGCCAGCGGUCUGGCACACCUGCACAUGGAGAUUGUGGGCACCCAAGGGAAGCCUGGAAUUGCUCAUCGAGACUUAAAGUCAAAGAACAUCUUGGUGAAGAAAAAUGGCAUGUGUGCCAUCGCAGACCUGGGCCUGGCUGUCCGUCACGAUGCAGUCACGGACACCAUCGACAUUGCCCCCAACCAGAGGGUGGGAACCAAACGAUACAUGGCCCCUGAAGUACUUGAUGAAACCAUCAACAUGAAGCACUUCGACUCCUUUAAGUGUGCUGAUAUCUAUGCCCUUGGGCUCGUGUACUGGGAGAUUGCUCGAAGAUGCAACUCUGGAGGAGUCCAUGAGGAAUAUCAGCUGCCAUAUUAUGACCUAGUGCCCUCUGACCCUUCCAUUGAGGAGAUGCGGAAGGUCGUAUGCGACCAGAAGCUCCGCCCCAACAUCCCCAACUGGUGGCAGAGUUAUGAGGCACUGCGGGUGAUGGGGAAGAUGAUGCGGGAGUGCUGGUACGCCAACGGCGCAGCCCGCCUGACCGCGCUGCGCAUCAAGAAGACCCUCUCCCAGCUCAGCGUGCAGGAGGACGUGAAGAUCUAGCUGCCCCUCCCCACACGCUGCCGGGCAACGGGACCUACAGCUGAGCUGCCGUGUUGGGUGUCCGAUGGAGGCCUACCUCUCGUUUCUGCCCAGCCCUCUGUGGCCAGGAGCCUGGCCCACAAGAGGGACAGAGCCCGGGAGACUCGCUCACUCCCACAUUGGGUUUGAGACACAGACACCUUUUAUAUUUACCUCCUAGUGGCACGGAGCCUCUGAGAGCAAAUGGUGUGGAGAACUCAGUGCCACAGCCUGGGCCGGCUGUAGUGGGAAGUUCUGCAAAGCCCGGCGCACCUGGCGAGAAGCCUGGCGUGGUGACGGGCGGCCUCGGAGGGCCCGGGAGGAGCAAGUGUGGCCCCUGCUGAGCGGCACCGAGGGCUUUCCUCUGGGACCAGCCCCAGCGCAGCGAGGCAGCCCGGGGAACCAGAAGGUUGGCCCCUCUCGGCACCGCCGGGCCUCGUGCUCCCCUCCGCCCCAUCGGGACACCUGGAGGGACUGCCAGUGCCCGUCUGUCCAGCUGUGUAUGCAUGUGCCGAGGAAAUCCCUAUAAAAACAACCACAAAAAAAAUGCUUCAAUCAAACGCACACAGCUCAAUCACACUGGAAAUGUCUGUCCUUGUACCUGAGCCUGCUCCCCCCACCCAGCAGCAAGAGUUCCUCUGCCCUGGGGGUUGGUCUCGCUUGCGUUCUGCCUCCCCUCCCAGUUCCACAAGUGGGUUUUGCACUGGGGCCCUAGCCUUCUGUGCGUUGUCCAGCAGGUUGCAGCUUCUCCUGCAGGCGUUCACGCUACAGACAUCGCUGGGAACCUGCUGGAUGCCAGGCAGUGCGCCGGGUGCUGGGAGAUACAGCUGUGAACAAGACAGGCUUGGGUCCUACCCUUGGAGCACCGACCAUGGAACCCAUUCAAGUUAGUGGGUGACUGUUUUGAGACCAGAAGUUUUCGUAGUUGCUUCUGAGCCUUUUGAGCCUGGAGUGAUUGCUCUUAUAUAAGACCACUAAGGAGUGAGGCUGCCCACCUGUCCCCCACCAGAGAGGCCGGGCGGUGAGAACCCCCCCAGUCGCUGCGUUCAUCCGGAGCCCCCUUCCUGCCCCCCCGGGGGGGGGCACAGACUGUGUGCAGCCUCAGAGCAUCCCUGCCUCCAGCCCAGCGAUUCUCUGCCAAAGCUUGUGGAGGAGGGGAGAGCCCUCCCCCGACUUCCAUUGGUCUCCCCAGUGCCCUGGCCUUCCUAUUUAUUUUCCUGCUGUAUCGCUUCUUUCCUUGCGUUAAAGGAGAUCUUCCCCUAACCCUCUGAGCCAAAUUACUGGCUACUGAGUAAUUUCCCUCGAAUACCAAUUGUGUCAUUAGGGGGGCCUUCUUUCCCCACCCCUGCCGACGCCCCAUCUGUCCGCCCUGCGGCAGAACUUGGCGGCUCAGAGGAGAUGACUGAACUCAGAGUCCCCUCCCCCCGCCGCAGCCAGCCUCUGGGAUCUGCCAACACUCCUUGACCCAGGGACUCCCAAGCCACUAGCCCACUCCCCCGGUGGCCCUGCUCUCCCCACCACACACUCCUCCUUCUCCACCUCCGGGGAAGACUGAGUAGUUUUGGGGGGAAGCUCCCAACCCCACCGCCACCACUCUUAACCCAAGAGUUAGGAGUGAGAGAGUUGGGAAGAAACUAAAGCCGUGGUUUUGGCCCCCUGAGGCUAACCCUGAUCCAUAGGGCUACCUGCACCUCUGGAUUCUGGAUUCACAGACCAAGUCCAAGCCCGUUCUUAGGUUGCCGUCAAGGCCCCCGAACGGCAUUCUCGGUACUUCUGUUUGUUUUUGUACAUUUUAUUAGAAUGGACUGUAAAAUAGCCACUUAGACACUUUACCUCUUCAGUAUGCAAAUGUAAAUAAGUUGUAAUAUAGGAAAUCUUUUGUUUUAAUAUAAGAAUGAGCCUGUCCAAUUUCUGCUGUACAUUAUUAAAGUUUUAUUCACAGA
This is a messenger RNA of Kogia breviceps (pygmy sperm whale), 3638 nucleotides long. The record is from RefSeq and is a predicted model, not a curated record. NCBI's taxonomy places the organism in Eukaryota, Metazoa, Chordata, Mammalia, Artiodactyla, Physeteridae.